Messenger RNA from Sodiomyces alkalinus F11, 702 nucleotides. RefSeq lists its product as hypothetical. The coding region runs from base 1 to 702 and encodes 233 amino acids. The record is from RefSeq and is a predicted model, not a curated record. The transcript has 7 exons. NCBI's taxonomy places the organism in Eukaryota, Fungi, Ascomycota, Sordariomycetes, Glomerellales, Plectosphaerellaceae.
AUGUUCGUGGUCCAUGGCCGUCGUCCUUUGACUAUCGAGUCCGUCGAGUCGAGUCUAUCGAGCCGCGUGAGGUCCGGAGGUUACGAAUAUCGGGCAAUCGACGGAUUAAAUGGUGAGGUCAUGUUCGAUCAAGGAGAGCCGGGCACAACAAGGACGUCUGAUUCUUCCUGUCUCGUGGUAAAGGAAACUCGAGCGACUCGAAUGAUGGCGUGGAAAUCGGAUGUGGAGGUGAAGAAGGAAUUCCGGUCUCGAAAUGAGGAGAGUGAACCCAAGAAUCUGGCCGGGGGGGGGGGGAAGAGAUGUGAGAGGAUGGAGGAGGGCAGUGGGAGCUGGGUGAAGAUGAGUGUGGACCCUGGGGGUUUUGGUGCCAAGGUCGCGGCUUCCGCUUUAGUCGAGGGGACGGACUGGGCUAAGAACUUGCUCAAAUGCGCGCAGAACUCUCCGCGGAACAGCACCGUUCCGUACCAUAGGUACCCUACCAUUUCAUCCUCCAUCCACAAACAUCAAGCUGCUUCCAACAUUGCUGCUGCUGUGGAGUCAUUAUUAAGAAUCGUCACUUUGAAGAAGGCAAAUGGCAUGCCUGCUGUUCCUGCAUCCCCGGAACCGAAUGCAUGGAGUGGCAAGGUGUCGUUGUUGCCGGCGGCCGCAGUGUCUUAUGUUCAACUCUUCAACGGCUGGGAGACAACAAGUCUCGAUGCGUAG